Messenger RNA from Fomitopsis serialis, 279 nucleotides. RefSeq lists its product as uncharacterized. The coding region runs from base 1 to 279 and encodes 92 amino acids. The record is from RefSeq and is a predicted model, not a curated record. NCBI's taxonomy places the organism in Eukaryota, Fungi, Basidiomycota, Agaricomycetes, Polyporales, Fomitopsidaceae. The transcript has 3 exons.
AUGACUGACGGCUAUGCAUCUAUUGUCAGGCUGCUCGUCAUCAUCAAUUGCCUAAACAUUGUCUUCGAAGGAAUCACCACGCAGGCCUUCGACGGCUUCGUGUUCUUCGGAACCGCAUUCUCAAGUAUCAUACUCUCGCGCUUUUUCCUCAAUCUGCGAGAAGCAGGCAGCACUACCGACGGAACGCUCUCGACCAUCCGAACUGUGCCAAGCUCCGGCCUACACUUCUCGCGCUCGCGGGGAGUUGACGGCAUGGGUGCUUCCCUCUCCGUCAUGUAG